AUGAAAGGACCAGAAAGCAGCCAGUACUGUGCUGAUAACAUCUUGUUGAAUCCUUAUUCCGGUGUUCAGUUUGCAUUUGACAAACGACGUCGAAACCUGGAGAAGCGUAAGAGCCGUUUGUUACAAUACGAGGCGGAUUUGAGAGACGGUAAGAAACUUAGCGAGCAACAAAUUGAAGCUCGAUAUUGUAUUGGAGAAGUUGAUACACAGCUAGAUUUCCUGAAAGAUAUCAGCAGGAUCGUGCAAUCAUUACAAAAGGAAUACCUUCGCGGAGUGAAACAGCGGGAUGAUGGGAUGAAGAAAGAUGAGCAGAAACGUUUGGAGGACUUCAUCUACUUUCAAAAUGUUAUCGAGCGUUUCAGCAAAGUGGAAAUCAAAGAAAUCUUAAGUGGGAUGGAUAAUGAAGAAAUUACCGAGCAGGAGUACAAACUGCUUGAGGAUUUGUCUGAACCGUUCGGUUUGAAAUGCGGUGAAUCCGAUAGCUUUAUGGAUUUCAAGAAGAAAUGCGCUACUAGCUCAAUGUUAGCAUAUAGGAUUCUUGUAGGGAGCAAAGAAAAAGUUGUGAAUGAUUUCUCAGGAAUUCAAAUUAGGGAACUAUUAGAGAAAAUUGCAAAUUCCGAACAUAUGCGUCAUGAUGCUAAAGUGGAAGAUGAAUAUGUUAAGUCUGACGAGUCUACCGUAGAAUCUGGAGUUGUUCAACCGAAGAAAGAUCCAAAGGUGGUUUUUGUACAUGUUUCUAAUGGGUCAGUGGAGAACUAUGCAGAAGGCGAUAUAAAUCAAGCAGGGGAUACGGAGUUUGGUUUUGAGAAUGGAAUUGAUCCAAAAGCGCUUGUGCGUGACCCACCACCACCAAUUCCUUUUCCAGUUACGGCUGUUCCAGAAGAUCCUACAAAUACUACCAGUGGUCCUAAUCACAGUGAUGUGUGGCGUACAGAAGCGAAAGCAGAGGUGUCAUCGAAGCGGCGUGCGGAUGGAGCUCAAGAUAGUUUUAUUAAUGACAGAGAACAAAUUAAUGGAUUUGAAGCUCGUGAUGAUCAACAUCGUCAGAUGCGUGUCGCUAAAGGAAGUGGCGAUGCAAAAGGAGGCGAUUUCAGAAAAGGUCAAGAUAAUGAACGUGGUCGCAGUGGUGGUGUUGGCAUUCGACGUCAGGAACGUGGUGAUAACUUCGAUGGUCCACGAAACUCUCGUGGUGCACCUCGCAACGGCGGUAAAGGUUUCGGUAAUUUAGGUGGUCGAGGUGGUGCUUCCAACUUUAUGUCGCGUGGUUUUCGAAAUGCCAGUAGUGGUAACAAUAAUCGGAUGAAUGGCGAUUUGAAAGGUAGUGGUAAUGGCGGAGGAAGCCUUGGUGGAUGUGGAUAUAAUGGACCAUCGCUGCCAUUACGCCGCCAGUUAGGAUUCAAUUUUGCUUCAGAUGCAUUCUGA
Messenger RNA from Brugia malayi, 1422 nucleotides. RefSeq lists its product as uncharacterized. The coding region runs from base 1 to 1422 and encodes 473 amino acids. NCBI's taxonomy places the organism in Eukaryota, Metazoa, Nematoda, Chromadorea, Rhabditida, Onchocercidae. The record is from RefSeq and is a predicted model, not a curated record. The transcript is spliced from 7 exons.